GCAGAUCAUGAGACACAAACUUGGCAUCACCGGUGAUGUGAAACCAGAUGUCAUCUGUCACCUGUAUGCAACCUUUGCAUAAUUCCUUUUGAUCUGCAUUUCUUUAGACCGGUUGGACAAGAUUACACCAGGAUGUACUGUGGCUCAAAAUGUUUUUGUCCAUCAGUCUAGAAAGUUCUCAGUCUAUGCAGUGAAAACAAAUUGUAACGACAAUGUUGCUGCCUUGGCUUGCUUGUUUUGUACUAAUUUCCAGCCACCAGGCAGUUUUAUCUGCCACUGGACCCAAUUGCAAAAAUGUCUGCGCAGAAGAUGACAAGGAAAGUGGAAUCAAUCCUUACCUCAUUGCAGCCGGUGUUGCAGGUGGAGCAGUUGGAGCCAUUGCGUUGGCCCCUGUGGCCCUGACGGCAGUAGGCUUCACCUCAGCUGGCAUCGCAGCAAGUUCAUGGGCUGCUACCCUGAUGUCCUACACUGCCGUCGCCAACGGAGGUGGGGUUGCAGCAAGCAGUGCAGUGGCCGUGCUCCAAUCUGCAGGAGCCGCUGGUCUCUCUGCAGCUGGGUCAGCUGUUGUGGGAGUAGCAGGAGGUGCAGUGGGCGGGGCAGUGGCUUGGCUCACUGGUGGCAAACCAGAUGACUGCACUUGUGGCAACUGACCAAAGGCCAGGUGUUGCAUACAAUGUGACAACAAACGAAAUGUUUCGUUGCAAAACGGUGUAUAUCCAUUUUGUGGAAUGUAGGGCAUUCCAUUGCAUUGCAUUGCAAAACCUCUGAACACAGUCAUUUUGAAUAAUAAAAUGCAAAAGUAAAAAAUGGUGGGUACACCAUUUGCAAAUAAAUACAAACAAUAACUUAACUUUAAUUUCAUUUCACAGUUAAACGUGCUUAUGUAAAUAUGUUAUCACAGAAGGUUUAAUUUUGUCUUU
Engraulis encrasicolus (European anchovy) is the source of this 920-nucleotide messenger RNA. RefSeq names its product interferon alpha-inducible protein 27-like protein 2A. Bases 213 to 650 code for a protein of 145 amino acids. Gene Ontology annotation, biological process: apoptotic signaling pathway. The record is from RefSeq and is a predicted model, not a curated record. The transcript is spliced from 5 exons. Gene Ontology annotation, cellular component: mitochondrion; membrane. Lineage: Eukaryota; Metazoa; Chordata; Actinopteri; Clupeiformes; Engraulidae.